GGAAAAUCCGUGUUCCCCUCCAUCCUCGAGAUUCCCACUGUCAUUACAAGGAUUUUGACCGUUUGGCCUGUCCUGCCCCACGACGACGGUAACGAGCUCCUCAGCGACCACGAUGGAAAACGCUCUGCCAUCGUCUUCGGUGUCCUCCACUCUUGAGCCCGUGCUCGCCCUUCUCGCAUACUCCCUCACCAAACUCGAAACAGGCUUCUACCAGAUUCCUGGCUCGGCCGUCGUCGCCCGCUAUGUCAAGUCUUCCCACCAGAACGACCCCGGGCGCACCAUCCUCGAGGUCAUUCUCAUCAUCUUCGCCAUACGUACCCUUCUGCAGUCGCGCACGCGCUCUGACCGCGGUGGCAAACACUACAUCCAAUUUGGUGAUAAGGAAGUAGACGAGCUUGUCGAUGAAUGGACGCCCGAGCCCCUCGCACAACCCCUCACCGAGUGGGAGCAGAAGGAGCUCGCCAGCAUCCCUGUUAUCGCUGGUCCCAACGGCCCCAAGCCCAAGCUUGUUUCAACCGGCAAGACCGUCACUAACCUGGCCAGCUACAACUUCACCGGUCUCGCGGGCAACGAACACAUCAAGGAGCGCGCUGUCGACACGCUGCGCAAGUACGGCUUGGGCAGCUGCGGACCGCCCGGUUUUUACGGUACCAUUGACGUGCAUAUGGACCUGGAGAAAGACAUCGCCGAGUUCCUGGGCGCCGAGGCCGCCAUCCUCUACUCGCAGGGCUACUCAACCGUCUCCUCCGUCAUCCCCGCCUUCUGCAAGCGUGGUGACAUCAUCGUCGCCGACCGCGGCGUCAACUAUGCUAUCCAGAAGGGCAUCCAGCUCUCGCGCUCGACUGUCCGCUGGUUCGACCACAAUGACCUUCGCUCGCUCGAGGACGCACUCCAGGCUGUCGAGCGCGACCGCAAGAAGCGCAAGGGUCCAUUGACGCGUCGGUUCAUUAUCACUGAGGGUAUUUUCGAGAGGGAUGGCGAAAUGGUGGACCUGCCUAAGAUUAUUGAGCUGAAGAACAAGUACAAAUACCGCCUUAUUCUUGACGAGAGUAUUUCCUUCGGUACUGUUGGUCGCACUGGUCGUGGUUUAACCGAACUCUACAACGUCCCGGCCUCUCAAAUCGACAUGCUUGUUGGUUCUGUCGCAAACGGUCUCUGCUCCUCGGGUGGCUUCUGCGCAGGCUCUACCAUCGUUGUCGAACAUCAGCGCAUUAAUGGCACGUCCUUCGUUUUCUCCGCCUCGAUGCCCGCUCUACUCGCAGUGUCCGGUUCGGAAGCCAUUACUUACCUCCGGAACACUCCCUCGACGCUCUCCGCCCUCCAAGAGAACAUUCGCGCCCUCCGUGCCGUGCUUGAGAAGACCGAAGGCAUCGCCAUCCUCGGGCACCGCGCCUCGCCUAUCGUGCACUUCUCGCUGCGCUCUGUCGCACCGGCUUCGUUGUCUCCCGCGAGUGCAGCCACGCCCGCGGGCAAGGAGAGCUUUGAUGUAGACGGGGAGGAGCGGAUCUUGCAGGAGAUCGUGGAGGAUGCGCUCGCGAACGGGGUCAUGCUCACGAGGGCCAAGUACCUUCGCAAGCAGGAGAUGUUUGAGCCGCGCCCGACGAUUCGGAUCGCCAUGACGAGUGCACUUACGCGCAAGGAGGUUGAGAAGGCCGCUGGCGUUGUCAAGGCGAGCAUUGCGCGUGUGCUGAGCCGGCGGCGGUAGGUGCUUUGGACCUUGUCACUAUUUGCUUUCAUAGACUCGAUGCUUAGGAGGAUGUGUGGAUUAUACCGUAUCUAACUCAUAGAGGACUCUUGCUAAUGGUAUAACUUCAACGGACUCGUUUACCGCUACAGCCGCGUAUUUUAGGGGGUAAAUCUCCAUAAAUGAACAUUCGCCCCUCCAAGUUAAUUAACCUCCAC
Molecule: messenger RNA, 1902 nt
Organism: Coniophora puteana RWD-64-598 SS2
Lineage: Eukaryota; Fungi; Basidiomycota; Agaricomycetes; Boletales; Coniophoraceae
Product: serine palmitoyltransferase
Exons: 6
Coding region: 113-1705 (530 amino acids)
Biological process (GO): sphingosine biosynthetic process; ceramide biosynthetic process
Cellular component (GO): endoplasmic reticulum
Molecular function (GO): pyridoxal phosphate binding; serine C-palmitoyltransferase activity
Source: RefSeq, a predicted model, not a curated record